GCUCAGGGUGCGUGUUCUACAGCGAUUUCUACAGCGCUGCAGUUUUACUGUCCUUACGAAACCAGAGAAAAUGAAUGAUGAAUUGGUUCAACUCCAAUCUAGCUGUUACCAGAAGAAUCUGCUCAAUGCCAUGUGGCAGCUGAGGAACACUGGAACUCUGUGUGACGUCACAGUGCAGGUGGAUUAUCAAGGAGAGCUGGAGGAGUUUGAAGCCCACCAGGUCGUCUUGGCCACAUCCAGUGGUUACUUCAAAUCCCUCCUCUUAGCUGAUGGCCAAGUGAAGAAAAUAUUCUUAUGUGACAUUUCGACAAACGCUUUCACUAAAUUCUUGGAAUAUGCGUAUUCUGGGGCAAUAGAGGUUGAGAGACAUUAUAUCAACACUAUAUUGCAAAUGGCUAAAUUCCUAGACUGCCAGGAAUUAGUAGAUGUUUGUCUCUCUGAAGACUUGGACUAUGAUGAAGAAACAGCCAACGUGUGUUUGCAGAAUGAUGGAGUGGAUGUAAAUAGUUCAAGAGUUGAGGUAAAGACAAAACAAGAACGAGUGAAAGGAGCAAUAAAGAGAAAAAAGCUUUUAAAAUCACCUAAAAAGUUGGAGAAUAUGAAGGAGACAGAACAAGACAUUCAAGGCCGUAGAAGUAGUAGGUUGGCUGGACGCAGAGUGUCCGUAGACUUCCCAAUGAAAAAGUUGAAGAUCCAAAUGGAGAACCCUGACAAAUCAGAGACUGCAGGAGAAGAACAAGCUUCAGUGGAUCUCAAGGUGGAAUCAAAAGAUGGAGAAACGGUGGCUGAAAAAGAGGCUUAUUAUGACAGUGGCUCCGAGACACCUCACUCCAUCCAAGAGGAAGACCCUCAAGAAUCAGACUUCCUGCCUAAUGAGGUAAUGGAUGAGGCGGAUGAAUCCGAGAAGGAAAGCAGAAGAGGAAGUGCAAAGUACAGAUGUGAGCAAUGCAGCCGGUCUUUCUACUAUGAAAAAAGCUACCUGAAACACCUAAGUGUCAGCCAUGGAGUCAAGACGAGCACCACAUUCCGCUGCGAUGUCUGUCAGCAGACCUUCGCCAACCGCUGCAACCUAAAGAUCCACCAGCGUCACGUGCACAACGACGAGAGGCUUUUCCCCUGUGACGUCUGUGACAAAACCUUCAAACGCAAGAAGGAUGUGACGCGGCAUAAACGGCAAGUGCACGAGGGCGGCACCGACAGGCACUUCUGCCAUAUCUGUGGCAAAGCUCUGAGUUCUAAAACGGCCCUCACUCUGCACGAGAGAACCCACUCUGGACACAAACCCUUCAAAUGCAAUGAAUGUGGAUCCAGUUUCUCCCAGAGUUCAGCACUCAAGACACAUCAAAGGAUCCAUACUGGAGAGAAACCGUUCGCCUGUGACCUUUGUGAUGCCAGAUUUACUCAGAACCACAUGCUGUCUUAUCACAGGAGAUGUCACACAGGUGAAAAACCUUUCAUGUGUGAGAACUGUGGAAAGAGCUUUGCAUCCAAAGAAUACCUGAAACAUCAUAACAGGAUCCAUUCCGGAUUGAGACCUUACAAGUGUGAAACCUGCGGAAGAGCAUUUGCUCAGAGGAACUCACUCCACCAGCAUAUGAAAAUUCACACAGGGGAAAGGCCCUAUCACUGUAAGGACUGUAAUAAGCUGUUCACUCAGCUUAACGCCCUUCAGAGACAUCAGAGAAUCCACACCGGAGAGAAGCCGUAUAUGUGCAGCAUGUGUGGACGAACAUUUACAGACAAAUCCACAGUACGCCGGCACACCUUGACCCAUGAUAAACAAACUCCAUGGAAGAACUACCUAGUUGUUCUGAAGGGAAAUGUUGAAGACCGAGUGAAGAAGCCUAAAGGCACUUCUCAGAAGAAGGACAAGACUGUCAGUGUUGUACCCGAACCCCAGACUCGGCACAGCGACACAAUGAAAACCCAAGAAGUGGUGACCAUGUCCGGAGAGCCUGUGACCAUUUCUGGAGACUGGACGGGGACUGGAACCAUUGCACUGGUCAGCCACACCUCCUUGGGCGGCCUCACAGUCAUCCAGACUGAAGUCCCCGCGGGGACGCAACUUCAGCCCAUAGUCACCGCGGACGGAACCAGUGUCAUCUCUCUGGACGCAUCCGCAGUUGGCAUGCCUGUGACGGUCCCAUUUUCCAUCCCCAUCUCUGUCGCACAUUCAAUCACUGUUUCUCCGUCGAUAUCUGGUUCUGUGCCUAUUACCGUUUCCAGUCAUGUUUCAGAAGCCAUCCUAGCUCCAGUGGCUACAGCAGCUACAUCAGAAGCCGAAACCACUGAGGCUAUUCUGGUUCCAGCUCCAGUUUCUCUACCAACAUCUGAUGAAUGUGUAAUGGUAGAGGUGACAGAGGUUUCAGACUCCCAACAGGAAGUCACAGAGGUUGCACAGACUGUAGAUGAUUCAAACAGCAUAGAAAUCUCAACAGGAGAGAAUACAGAGUAGUUUGAUUCACGUACCAAUGGACUUUUGUUCUACACUUUCCAGUUGCAAAUAUUCAUUUAUCAUGUUUGCAUUGCUUUAUCAUAUGUAAAUAAGUUUAGCUUUUUUAAAAAGAAAGAAUUAAUUAUUCUAUGUAAAAUCAUGCUAAAAUGUCUGAUUGCUGCCAGUCUUGAUUUGUUACAACUGGAGAAAGAGAUGUAGAUCAUAUGUAACUCGAAUAGUAUUCUUUGAUCACAUAAAAAAAAAAAAAAAAAACAUUUUUGUUGUACAAUAUACUAUACAAUUUUGAGGAAGUGCUCAAGUUUUGUUUGAAGGAUAGACAAGGUCCCGCAUAUACCAGAAAAUACUUUGCUUUUUGUUGUUUCUAUUUUAUUUCACAUUUAUUAUGCUUCAGAUCAACACUAAGCAUUUUUCAGUAUUCUAUGUAUAAUGAUUUGCAGUAACAGCUCCCUUUAAAAUCAUUGAUUAAUAAAUGUGUCUUUUG
Molecule: messenger RNA, 2936 nt
Organism: Xyrauchen texanus (razorback sucker)
Lineage: Eukaryota; Metazoa; Chordata; Actinopteri; Cypriniformes; Catostomidae
Gene: gzf1
Product: GDNF-inducible zinc finger protein 1
Exons: 6
Coding region: 71-2455 (794 amino acids)
Molecular function (GO): protein binding
Source: RefSeq, a predicted model, not a curated record